Messenger RNA from Lasiosphaeria miniovina, 1641 nucleotides. RefSeq lists its product as uncharacterized. Bases 1 to 1641 code for a protein of 546 amino acids. NCBI's taxonomy places the organism in Eukaryota, Fungi, Ascomycota, Sordariomycetes, Sordariales, Lasiosphaeriaceae. The transcript is spliced from 3 exons. The record is from RefSeq and is a predicted model, not a curated record.
AUGAACCUCCCCCCGUCUGACAUUAUCCCGCUACCGGCGGCCCUCCGAAAGCGCUUCUACGAGCCCGUCGUCAUCUUGUGCUGUGUGCCACGGUACUGCAUUCGAAACAGCGUCGAGGCGGUGACUUACGAAGUCGAUACGCCAAAGAGUCUAGAGCAUACAUAUUGCUGCUUUGUCGACAAGCUCUGCCAAAUCUGCGACAGCCAGCGCGGAGGAGAAACAGUCACGUCAUUCGGGGUCAUCCGGCUUGGCACAGUCCAGUACUGGUUUGCAUCGAACCAGAGAACUGCUGCCGAGCUGGGGGCUGUCAGAGGCUACAUCACUGGCAUCUUCCAAGCCCUUUCCGGCUCGUCUAAAAGCGAUGUCAAACUGGCCAUCGCAAAUCCACGACGCGCGCUGUACUCUGAAAUUCUGACGAGGAUUGUCAGAUUCAACCGGGGAAGGAUAGAGCUCUACGUUGAGCGGCUUUCUAAGGAACUCGGAAUAUGUCUCGACGAUAUAUACGACGCAGACGGCUCCCAGGAUGAGAAUUCUAACGCAGACGACCUCAGCACCAUCAAGGACCUGGCCCAGUUUGCCCAGACAAGGCCAGGGAUGAGCGAAGAUGAGUACGCAACUCAAACCCAGACUCUAAUGUACACGCUCGACGAUCUCUUCCACGGCGAACUCGAAACCUUUGUUCGCGAGAAGUGCAUCGCGACGCAGGCAAAACGUGGCAACAAGGCCGCCCAACGCAGCGUAGACGAGCCGCUCGGGAGCCCUUGGGAAGACGCAUACCACUGCAUCGGCCGGCUGCGGUCGUACUUUCUUGCCGUCAAAAUCCUGCUGUCAGCCCGCAAAUACUGGCCCGAGCUGUUUGGUGCCGACGUCCAAGUCGUGCCCCUCCCGUCAAGCCGCCCAGAGCGCGACCCGCCGAGCAUCCGCAAAUCGGCCGACCGCAUCUUGCACAGCAUGAUCCAAGCCCAAAAGUCUGCUGGCGGCGGCGGCGGCGGCGGCGGCGGCGGCGGCGGUGAAUUCAAGGCGUACCGGAGGAACACGGCCGACCUCAAGGCGUGGGGCGUCGACAAGCGCAUCCAAGAGGUGACGCACCAGUCGCACUUCCGGCCCAUCGUGCACGCCGAAGUCCUCGUCGACGACGCCGUCCGGCGCGCGCAGCGCCAAGCAUCGGCGAGCCACUCGGAAGAAGACGAGGAGGAACCGCUGCAGUUCUUCCGCGAGGCCGAGUUUGGGCGGUACAUCGGCUCGAGCAAGCCAACGUGCCGGUUGUGCGCGCUGUAUUUUGCGGCGCAGGGCGACGGGCCACGUGUGCGGCCGCCGCACGGGAAUGUGUACCACAACUGGCGGUUCCCGGACGUGUUCGCGGGUGACGGCGAUGAGGACGCGGGGCAGCGCCGCGACGCCGUGCUGGAGAAGAUGGCCGCCACCCUGCGCGCCGACAUGUGGAACGCCAUACGCAGCAAGUCGGUGCCCUGGAAGGCCUGGGACUCUAACGACACGGCCACCAACCCGCUACUAGCCCGCGGUACGGCCACUGCGGCGAGUGUCGUCGAUGUGCUGGCCGUAAGGGUUGUGUUGAACUUGAUCGAAGUCGACAGCGAAUUGAAUUGUCUGCUCAAAUCAGGUCUAGUAAAACACGAAUGA